AUGGGUGGAGAAGGAGAUUCAAACGAGCCGAAGACCGUCGUUGCUGGUAGCGAAGGAGAAGAAGGAGAGGUGGUUGCUGUGAACGUCCGGUGCUCGAACGGCACGAAAUUCAGCGUCAGGACAAGCCUCGAAUCGACCGUCGAGUCUUUCAAAGCCUUGGUAGGACAAAACUGCGACGUGCCACCUAAUCAACAGCGGUUGAUUUACAAAGGACGAAUCCUCAAAGAUGAUCAAACCCUCCUCAGCUACGGUUUACAAGCCGAUCACGCUCUCCACAUGGUUCGUGGCUCUGCUCCUUCAUCAACACCUCCUCCUCCUUCAAAUGCAACCACUAAUGUUACUCGAGGUGUUGGCUCCAACAACAACACCGGAGAGACUUUGUUUCCAGGGCUUGGCUUUAAUCCUCUAGCUGGAGGAGCCAACGCCAACGCCAACGCCAACGCCAUGCCUGGCUUAUUCGGAGCUGGUGGUCUUCCGGAUCUUGAACAAGCGCAGCAACAGCUAGCUCAAAACCCUAACAUGGUUAGAGACAUGAUGAACACGCCAGCCAUUCAGAAUCUCAUGAACAACCCUGACCUCAUGAGGACACUAAUCAUGAGCAACCCUCAAAUGCGUGAGCUCGUGGAUCGCAACCCUGAGCUUGGCCAUAUACUCAACGACCCUAGCGUGCUGCGUCAGACUUUGGAAGCUGCGAGAAACCCUGAGCUUAUGCGUGAGAUGAUGCGGAACACGGAUAGAGCCAUGAGUAACAUCGAGUCUACUCCUGAAGGGUUUAACAUGCUCAGGCGUAUGUAUGAAAACGUGCAGGAACCGUUGUUGAACGCCACGACGAACGCUGGAAACAACAUUGUGGAUUCUUCUGCUAAUCCGUUUGCUGCUCUGUUGGGGAAUGCACAAGGAGGUAGAGAUGCUGAAACAGGCACUGUGCCGAAUACGAAUCCACUUCCAAACCCUUGGGGUGGUGCUGCUGCUGCAGCUGGUCAGACAGCUACGCCUGGAAGGACAACUUCAGGUGGGGAUGCUAAUAGAGCCACUGGGCUUGGUGGGCCGCUCGGUGGUCUAGCUGGGCUUGAAGGUCUUGGAGGACUGGGGAUGCUAGGUAUGGAUCCAACGGCUGCUCCAGAUGCGUCUCAGAUGAACCAGCUUUUACAGAAUCCAGCUAUGUCACAGAUGAUGCAGAGCUUGCUUUCUAAUCGGGAAUACAUGAAUCAGAUAAUGAGUCUCAACCCACAACUUCGGAGCUUGAUGGAUUCAAGUCCUCAGGUGAGGGAGAUGAUGCAGAACCCUGAGUUCCUUCGUAUGCUUAGCUCUCCAGCGGCAAUGCAGCAAAUGAUGACUCUGCAGCAAUCACUUCUCUCUGGGACUAGGAAUACAACAAACCAGGUUCCAGGGCAAACUGGUGCUGCUGCCACAGGCACAGGAAAUAACGGAGGGCUGGAUUUAUUGAUGAAUAUGUUUGGCAGUCUUGGCGCUGGCGGCUUAACCGGUGCGAAUCAAUCCAAUGUUCCUCCUGAAGAGCUAUAUGCGACACAAUUGCAACAGCUGGAGGAAAUGGGUUUCUUUGACAGAGCAGAGAACAUUAGGGCGUUGCGUGCAACCAACGGCAACGUGAACGCUGCUAUAGAACGACUCUUGGGGAGUUUUGGCCAGUGA
Molecule: messenger RNA, 1653 nt
Organism: Microthlaspi erraticum
Lineage: Eukaryota; Viridiplantae; Streptophyta; Magnoliopsida; Brassicales; Brassicaceae
Source: the annotation of a GenBank genome assembly